GUUAUUAAUAAUAACCCUGCAAACAUUACCAGAAAGCAUCUUACAGGUGGCCCCCUGGUGUUCACUGUCGGCGGAAGCCCCGGCGGUGACAGAUAAAGGUGUGUCCUGUCAUUAGCGGCAGCAGUUACCUGAGAGCGUCGAGAUUAAAGGACGCUGCUGGCGGCGUCCACUUAAUCUACAUAAAAAGAAAACAAAAUGGUGGAACAAACAAGACGCCCAAGUCAUGUCAUUGCCCUCCAGGCUGGACCUAGUGAGGUGGACCCUGGCACCCUGAGGAUCAGUGAUAGGGUUGUACGGACCUGUGGCCGCCAGUUGGCUUUAAUCGGUGACCAGCUAGACCGAGAGUAUGCCAGCAGAAUGCCAAACCAGCUUCCGACUCCCUUAAACUUCCUGAGACCUGCCCAGGCACUGACCCGGACCAUCUAUAGGGAUAUUCACAGUCAGUUAGCAACUUUUCGGGGUUUGUCUGCUGCAGUGAAGACCUGGUUAGUGAGCACUGCACCUGGGCAGGGGAUCCUCAGAGUUGAGGCCUUGACAGCUUGGGCAUCCAACUUAAACCCAGUAACCUGCACUGGCUGGAACAGAGGAGCACUUGUUAUUGUGACACUGGUGGCCAUGGUGACCAUUUUCAGUGCACUAUGGACGGAGCAGAAAGCCUAAGGGGGCCACGAGCAGGUCUUCUCAGCCAUGUUUGUCAAAAUAUGUUUGCUAUCGAGUGAGAAUUACUGCUAACUGUUUUCUCUUGCUGUUUACUUUGACUUUUCCUUUUUUUAAUAACUGUUUUUAUUGAGCGGUAUUGAAGUUGAAAGUGAAGACGACAACCUUUUUGGCAACGCAGAAGAAAAGAGAAGGAAAAAAAAAAAAAAGAGUAUAAUGUAAAAUUAGUUGGGAGUAAAUUGUUUAAAGGAAAUCUAGCGUUGCCUAAGGAGUUGGCCAGUUUAUUGUAGCAGUGGCAUGUUGAUUCAUGUCAGAAAACAUGUUGACUGGACUGUUGCUGGCUUGCAGUCUUUUGUAUCCAGAUUUGUUUCUUACUGGUUUAAGAGGCCAAAUUUUUUCAAAUGGUAUGUAGCAUUGCUUAGUGUACAAUGAAGGGAGCUGGACUUUCUGUUCAAGAUUUGAAACUGCUUUUUCAUGUGACGCCAAAUAAACUUAAAAUAAACUCUUAAUGACAAAAAUGUGA
Molecule: messenger RNA, 1180 nt
Organism: Oreochromis aureus
Lineage: Eukaryota; Metazoa; Chordata; Actinopteri; Cichliformes; Cichlidae
Gene: bik
Product: BCL2 interacting killer
Exons: 6
Coding region: 196-660 (154 amino acids)
Source: RefSeq, a predicted model, not a curated record